Molecule: messenger RNA, 2026 nt
Organism: Stylophora pistillata
Lineage: Eukaryota; Metazoa; Cnidaria; Anthozoa; Scleractinia; Pocilloporidae
Product: adenosine receptor A2a-like
Biological process (GO): G protein-coupled receptor signaling pathway
Cellular component (GO): plasma membrane
Molecular function (GO): melanocortin receptor activity
Source: RefSeq, a predicted model, not a curated record
AAAGGGCAAAAAGAACCAUUUUAAUUUUUCACUGCCGGCCGGCUUAGGCUUGAAAAUCAGCUGUCUUAAGAUUUGAAAUGGUCCUUUUGAAUUCCAAUCAAUAAGCAACAUGUCGAGUACUCUUAUAAAUAUCUGAUAUGUUGAUAGUGCGAACCGCCUUAGGGUGAUAACGUGCCAAAUUUAAAUUGGGCUGAAAUCGGUUGUUGCAUGAUACUGUUUCGAAGCAUGGGAGAUAAUUCACUUAGCAUUGCCGCUUAAACAGCUGAGAAAAAGUCCCUUGCUCAUCAAAAUUACCAUUUCAAUAUUUUAUGAAAAUGUGGCUGAUGGAGGUAAUCGGUAGUUCUGAUGACGAAGUGUUCGCGACGUUGUUAAUAAUUGAUUGACGAGACCUUCGUUCGCCAUUCAGCUUCUUCAUUGCCAAUCUGGGACUGGCAGAUCUAAGUGUGGGGCUUGUCAGCGCUCCAAUGGGUGCACUAUACCUUAUCUCCGAAGGACUGAAGCAUGUAGAUAAUUUGCAAGGAUUCCGGGUUUGGAUGCAUAUAUGCUACUUCAUUUCCUGUACUGCCUCUCUGCUCAGCCUAACGACCUUAGCGUGGGACCGUUACGUGGCUAUCGCAUAUCCUUUGCAUUACCGAAGCAAACUUAACCCUGCCAGAGCUUUUUUUAUUUCGUGUGUGGUAUGGAUUAUUUCGAUCCUUCUGUCCCUAACCUAUUUCUUCGUCGGCUACAACAAGUUCCGGUUUGUCUUCGCAAGCACUGCUGUUGCGGUAACUUUUGCGGCGUUGAUUUUCACGAACGUGAAGAUUUUCAAGUAUCUACGAUAUCAAGUCCGUCACUGGGACAGUUUACACGACAGUACAGAGGAUAACGUCGUCAUGAAACAAGCCAUGAAAAGAGAAAAGAAGAUUACGAAGACACUGGUGUUUGUGCUAGCGUUAUUUUUAGCGUGCUACGUACCUUCGUGUGUAUGUAUCUACAUCAUUAACUUUUGCUCUAUUUGCGGCUGUGAGUUUAUUCACUGGGUGAGAGACAUCCAAUUUGUACUUGUAAUGGCCAAUUCAAGCGUGAAUCCAUUCGUAUAUGCAUGGAGGUUAGAAAAUUUUCGAAAGGCUUUUAAAAGUAUUCUAACAUGCCGUGUAUUUGUAAGGCAGCUCAGGUCAAUCUCAGUGAAUCUUGAAUUGUCGACCAUCACGAGCCAUGUUGGUGUUGGAAGAUUUAAUCCAUCAGCAGAGGAGCAAGAAAGCUAAAUUAAAUUUCAUUCGCAGCUUCAGAAUUUUAUCAUUUUUGGAAUGAAGGCUUCAUUUCCGAUUAAUCAGUUUAAAUUUCCUUUAAAAAAGGUAAUUAACAUUAUUAAUUCUAGAAAAAUUGUAAAAGAACCUCUGAAAAACAUAAAAUUUAUUAAUGGUUUAACUAAUGAUUUUUCCUAUUUCCACAAUUAUAGCAAUUUGCACUUUGAUGGAUGGUGAUAAAAUUAAAUAUAAAGAUAACAACGAUAAUUAUAAUAUUCAUGAUAAUUUGUGUAUCAAAGGUUACGAAUUUGACUAUUUGUAGAUCGCUUCCCUCCAUCUCUUGAAUCGAGCCGAGAUCGACCGUUUCAGCAAUUCUAUAACCAUUUCAAAUGACGAACAUCUCGCAGCCUUGAAGUUUAUAUCGGUUUUUUGCCUUGUGUUUAUGUGUUAGCUAGCCAGGUGUAGUAAUUGUUACAAAGUCGUUACCUUGUACACUGCUUCUGGGUCGAUAUUGACUUCACGGUAAUGAAGUCAAAAGUUGCUUGCGUCUAUUUUGCAUGAAGUCAGGAAGUCAUGUCUUUUUUUGCGGCUUUGAAUAGGAAUACUUUCUUCCCCUUUAAACGACUAACACACCAAGUCGUUGAGCUUCAAGUUCGGCACUUAUCAGUGCAAUGUGUAGCUCAGUCACCCCGUCCAAGUUAAAAAAAACACGUCUUAAUCAAACUGAUACUUCACGUUAUGAUCAAGUUUAAGAGUUAUGAUCCGGCCCCUUUUCCAUGGGAAAAAUAAAUUAAACA